Messenger RNA from Penaeus indicus, 1412 nucleotides. RefSeq names its product asparaginyl-tRNA synthetase-like. Gene Ontology annotation, cellular component: mitochondrion. The record is from RefSeq and is a predicted model, not a curated record. The transcript has 5 exons. Gene Ontology annotation, molecular function: asparagine-tRNA ligase activity; ATP binding. Bases 373 to 1329 code for a protein of 318 amino acids. Lineage: Eukaryota; Metazoa; Arthropoda; Malacostraca; Decapoda; Penaeidae. Gene Ontology annotation, biological process: asparaginyl-tRNA aminoacylation.
AUUUUGCAAAUUUUGCCUUAUAUCUGUAUCACCUGUUGUGCUCCUUUUUUGCGUGAAUUUUCAUACUGAAUUAUGUCCAGGAUACAAAAUGGUGAAAUACACAUUUUCUGUAAUCUUAUUUCUUUACAGGCAGCUUUAACUUUUGCUUAGAAGAAGAUUACAGAUUUGAAUGUUCUGUUUCAACUGGUUUUAGCUUUUGUUUCUAAUUGUAAUUCUAUAUGAAUGACACAACUUCACUUGAUUCCACAUUUGAUAUUCAUCAUUUUAUAAUGAUUAGUCUGUAUUAAAUAAUAUGUAUGCCUUAUAGUAUUUCUUUUUCUUUCCAUAUUAAAAAAAUAAUAAUAAUAAAUAAAAUAAAAGGCAAAGUUGGCAAUGCAAGAGUACUUCAACAAGGAGCAUUUUAUCAACAUUGACACGCCAAUUUUGACAGCUAAUGACUGUGAAGGUGGUGGAGAAGUAUUUAUGGUUCAGCCCCUCUUUGCAGAAGUUGGUUCGCAGGGGUCACUCUCAACAAAGUAUUUUGGCCAUCCAGCAUAUUUGACAGUAUCAGGCCAGCUGCAUCUAGAGGCCAUGGCAAGUGGCUUAUCGAAAGUGUACAAUUUCAAUCCAGCUUUCCGAGCUGAGAAUUCCCAAACACGGCGACAUCUAGCUGAAUUCUGGAUGGUUGAAGCAGAGGAGGCCUUUCUCAGUGGGCCAGAAGGUCUUCAAAAGCUCAUGAAUAGAAUAGAGGACCUGUUGAAAGCCUCCCUACAGGGUGUUUUGGAUAAAAGUGAAGAGGAUGUAUUUGCUCACUGGAAACAAAAUGAAUGUACGGAAGAAUUAGUGAAAGCAGCAUUGAGUCAGCCUUUUAUCCGCAUGACUUAUGAUGAAGCUAUGACUCUCUUGCAAGAAAAUUCUCAGCAGUUCCAGACAAAACCAACUUUAGGGGAUGAUCUUGGGAAAGAACACGAGUUGUUCUUAACUAAACAUGCAGGCAACAGACCUGUGUUUGUGACUGACUGGCCCAAGAAAACAAAGGCUUUCUACAUGCGAGCCAGAGAUGAUGAUUCUGAUGUGGUUCUGGGAGUGGACUUGCUCUUGCCAGGCAUAGGGGAGGUGGCAGGAGGUGGCCUAAGAGAGGACCGACCUCAGAUCCUUCGCAGAGAGCUUGAUGCGCGCGGCCUCAUAGACAACCUCCAAUGGUAUCUUGAUCUGCGCACUUUCGGAGGCGGAGCUCCCUCAGGGGGAUUUGGCGUCGGAUUUGAAAGAUUUCUGCAGUUCGUACUUGGUGUAAAUAAUAUCAAAGAUGUCAUUCCAUUUCCUAGAUGGGGAAAACACUGUUCUUGCUAAAGUGCAGAUAUUUUAGCCAAAAUGUAAAUAUUGUUACCCUAGUCACUUUUUGUAAACAUGAGGAGGAUGAGCUAAUUAAACAA